AUGGCCCUCCCUCUUCUCCUCGUGAUCCUCAUCGCAUUCACGCCCAUGCUCCCACCUGAUCCUGGGCAACCAUCUAAUUCCUCCCGCCACCAUCUCCAAGAGGCUUUGCAACGCUGCGCACGACACCCAAUCUCACCAUCGCUGCCCAGGCCAGAGGUCCCACAGAUCGUGAUCAAGCAGGAGGAAGUGCCGACGCGUUUAGAGGACAUUGGAGAACCGGGAUACUUCAUUCAGAUGCGACAGCGCGUGAAGACCAGCACGCCGCCUGGAGCACGGUCGUUGCGCGAAGACGCAGAUGAGGAGGCCACACCGCGUGAACGACACUCUCGCGAGGCACGAGACACGGACACUGCCCCGACCACCCCGACUUGCCUGCGCACAGUAAUCAAACCGACUGGUAAAAGCACCAGCAUCAGCCACAGGGCCCAGGCACGCCGCGCGCAGCUCAUGCCGCCCCCAAACCCCGAGCGCGAGGGCGAUGCGAUGGCUGCCGCUCCCAAAACCACCAGCCUCCAUUCUAUGGAGUUGCGGAACACUACGCCCCAAGUGCAAGAGGAGCGCGCCCCUGCUGCAACCAUCCGCGGUGAGCAAGAGGAUCCCUCUUCCGCCCCAACGUCCUCCAAGCCUCCCGCCCAUCCCGGAGGGUCCAUCGCGCAUGCAGGAGGCUCCCAGCCCAUGCACUAUGCGCCAGCACCACGCACACUACGUGAAGACAUGCUGCUGUACCCAUACCACGCAGCACCCUUUGCCCCCACGCAUUACGGUGCUGCCGGACUCGACCCCCACAACCUGAACAUGUACUACCACCCGUCUCCGUACCAGAACCUGGCGGCGCCGCUGCACUCGCGAGCCCCAUCCAGCGUCUCACGUGCAGACCUCGCAGGACCCUCCGCAGAGCCCCUUGCACCUCCCUCCAAAGUGGCAUCAACAUCCUCCGCCUUAGCCCCCCCCGGUCCAAGUGACAUGCCGGGCUGGACCGUCCUCCAGGUGGCGGAUCCCCAGCCCCUACUUCCACAACAGCAAGCCCUUCCUUGCAGACCCUUAACACCCCCUCCUAGCGACAGCCAGCCCUCCAAGAGGGCCCUCGAGCCCACACCCAAGGCGACGAGUACGCAGGAGGACCCAUCCACGGAUGUGCCUAGCGCGCAGCAAGCGGGCACCGCAGACAAUGCAGCAGCAAGUGCUGCCGGUUCCCCUAUGGAUGAGUCUGGCGACAACGUGGUGCAUGACACCUCCCACGAUGGCAGCCCGGAGUGGGAUGAGGUGCCUGGCAUGUCGUAUGAAGAGGCCGCAGAGGCUGAAGAGCAAGCCCUACAAGAGCAAGCCGACGACGACGUGUUCGGCACCCCAGGGCGACUCUCGGACGACAUGCGCCAGAUCCUGCGGACAGGGUUUGCCAAGAUGAAUACCAUCGUGGAGCAAGUCAGCAAGGACUCUGGGCUGCCAGCGGCGCGUGUCCAGGCAAUGUUCGGACAACAACACGCCCGCGUGAACACCGCCCGCAACCACUGGAACAUCUACGGCCGCUACUUCAAAAUGAACCAGGCGCAAGAAUGCAAGCGUCUCGGCCUAGAUGCUCCUUUGGCAGAUACCAUCGAAAUCCGCUCCAAGACGUACACGCUAUUCAAAGAAGUGCACGCCGACAUCUGGCGUGACAUCCUCGAGACCUUCAAGGAGGUCGAAGUGUGGGCGGCGAAUCACACUGUCGGCCAGUGCAAGCGCGACUUUGCGAAGGCAGUCGCCAAGAUGAGGCAGCUCUGCGACAACCUCGCGCUGCGAUACGACUUCUCCACAGCAUUCCUGAUGGCAGGCAAUCUCGUCAAUACGGACACGGGCCUGGCGCAGCUCUAUGAGACUGCGAUGGCAAAAAAUUUUCUGAGCACCUAUCUGCGGGGCAACGAAGACACAUCCCUCGCACACUUCAAGUCUUAUUUAUAUCAUCAAACAUCCAUGGGCAUCCUCAACGAGGCGAGCGAGAACGGCGACGAGGACGUGGGUGGACCGAGCAAGCCCAGCGGCCCCGCCAUUGCAGCAUCAUGCCAGCAAGGUGGCGCACCUUCAAAACAACACGCCGGACCAUCCGAGCAGGCCGCUGGACCAUCCAAGGCAUCCACGCAGGUCCCAGGACCAUCGAAGCAGGCUGGCACGUCCUCCAACGAGGGCACCAUCAAGUCACAAAAGGACUUAGACAGGCGCAAGUUCGGCCUCGAGUUCCUGCACCCGGAUUGGAGGAAGAAGCUCUCAUCGACAGACAAGGCGGGCGUCAUCAGGUUCAACGUGAGGGAGAUGGAAGUGGCCGCCGGUGGCCCUUGGGAGCGCAAGUAUAACAACCUGUUCCCUUGGAACCACCAUGCCGAGCUCUUGGUUACUCAAGGGCUCGUGUGGAAGAACUACCCUGACGACGUGCGCUGGCCAGGCGAGGAAAAAACCGGUGGCCGCAACAAGGCCAAAGGGAUCGCGGAGCUGUCCAUGCCGGAACUCGACCGAAUGAUCGAGGGCCUGGUGGACAGGGACUACCCUUUCGAGUUCGAAAGGGUCGACAAGGAAGCCCUGAAGAAGAACAAGCUGCCAGUCAUCAUCUGCGCACCCCCGGCACACGACGCCACAUUCAAGCGGGCGCGCCGCUACUUCGCCAACGGGACAAGCGACCGCAAGGGACCCCCGAGGUGUGAGGCGCCUGCCUCGUCAGGAGAGCACGGUGAGAGCUCGUCGCCGGAUACCGAUGAGCUGAGCAAGGACACGGCCUCGGCGGCGUUGUCACCCGUGCAGGCGCCUCCGCCCAAGGCCUCUCUAACGAGGUCGAGGGUCGUCGAGGUCGUGAUCCGCAAGUCGAGGAUGAGCCAGCCAACCACCGCAUCCAAGUCGAUUGACGUGGACGACAGCGAGGACGACGACGCCCCGGUGAAGCCGCGAGCGGACAAGCGGAAAGCCAUCAACGUCGAGGACUCCGAGGACUCCGAGGACGAGGACGCCUACCAGCCUUCGGAGGGGACCCCCACCCCAGUGAAGCCACGAGGGGCCAAGCGGAAGGCGCUCUGCAACGGGUCCGACACCGAGGACGAGCCCGAGGACGGCACCAAGAAGGAGCCAAGCAAGGGCAAGGGUCCCAGCAAAGGCAAGGCCCCUGCACGGAGCACCAAGCGGAGCAAGGCGAGCGCGGGCGGGAGCGAUGUCGAGCAGCAGUCGACCCCUCGCAUGCCCGAAAAGCCCAGGGCACAGACAGCCAAAUGCCCCGCACCACGCCUGGUGCAUGCAGGGGCCCGAACGCGCGGCGGGGCUAUGGAUACCACCACAAAUGAGCAGUGCGACGCGUCCACAGAAGCUCCCGCCCAGCGUCAGCGCCCCGCCCGACAUCUGCACGAGGACGAAAGCUCGCCAGAGCACGCGCCCCCCAAGCGCCGCCAUCGCCCUGCCACCACAGAAGGCGCCCCCACAGAGGGCACCCACGACCAAGAGCAUCACCAGGAGGCUCCCGCCCAGCGUGACAAGGACGCCCCGGCCGAGCUCCACCGCCCACAGGAGGGACGCAGCAAGCGUGCGCACGCGCCAGCGCCAUCCAGCGGCACAGCUGCCCUCCCGCCCUCCCUCCUGCACCAGUGGCUGGCAGUCUACGACGACGAGGACGGCAACAGCACAAGCACCGCCGGGGCUAGCGGCAUGCUAGGCCAUUGGAUGUUCCCUCCACCGGCGCCCUUCGCACACGCGCACGACGCACCACCAGGAUACGCGCCACCGGGAUACGCGCCACCAGGAUAUGCGCCGCGCCCGCGGCCAACCCUCCCGCAUGCCCCCCGGUACGCACCGUGCGGCUGGCCAGUCGACAGCCAGACUCUGGACAGCUACGAGGUGAUGGACCCGCGGGAUGCAGGACACUAUUACUGCCCACUGCCCCCUCAGUUCCGCGCACCCGAAUUCCGCGCGCCCGGCCUCAUGACGCCCGACGGCACCUACAUCCCGUCGGGGAGGGUCCACCCACAUUUCUACGAGGAUUUCGGCCAGGCAGCUGCAUUCACCGACGUGCCUCAAGGCAUGCCGUACGCCGGCUUCGAGGCGGCUGCCCCGCCUGCUCGUAGGAUGCCUGGGACAGCCGGCGCGCAGACAGCCGGCGUGCAAAGCCACGACGAAGGCGAGCAAUGA
This is a messenger RNA of Postia placenta MAD-698-R-SB12, 4137 nucleotides long. RefSeq lists its product as hypothetical. The transcript is spliced from 10 exons. The coding region runs from base 1 to 4137 and encodes 1378 amino acids. NCBI's taxonomy places the organism in Eukaryota, Fungi, Basidiomycota, Agaricomycetes, Polyporales, Adustoporiaceae. The record is from RefSeq and is a predicted model, not a curated record.